Pyricularia oryzae 70-15 is the source of this 4537-nucleotide messenger RNA. Its product is annotated as GTPase-activating protein. The transcript has 5 exons. Gene Ontology annotation, molecular function: protein binding; GTPase activator activity. The record is from RefSeq and is a predicted model, not a curated record. NCBI's taxonomy places the organism in Eukaryota, Fungi, Ascomycota, Sordariomycetes, Magnaporthales, Pyriculariaceae. Bases 1077 to 3416 code for a protein of 779 amino acids. Gene Ontology annotation, biological process: regulation of GTPase activity; regulation of actin cytoskeleton organization. Gene Ontology annotation, cellular component: cell cortex.
UCUCUCUCUCUCACAUACAAACAUACCAUACAUACACACACGCACACACACAUCACCCACCCACUCACUUCUCGGAUGGUCAGCAGCGCCAGGGUCGAAAACUUGACCGAAUUAAUUUGUCGCGGUUUGCAGUAAUCAAUCAUUCUUGGCUGCGAAACAAAGACGACCCAGAUAAUCGUGCAAAACAGACCCUGGCCCAGCCGUCCAUGUCCGUCAAGUAACGUAACCAACCCCAACGCGCGUGCUUGUCUGUCCUAUCGGCGCCUGACCUGGUCUAAUAUCCCGCCCCGGACCUUUUUUCUUGCAUGGUGGGGGGCCACGCAUCUCCCCCUUUCCUGAGACAGAAGUCUCAAGCACAAGCUCCCUCAAUUAAUUCCCACGCCUGACGCACCGCACUUUUUCGCAACCAACCCAGAGGGAAACCCUCCAACACCGUUCGUUGCCCAGUCACGCCCGCUACCACCUGUCAAUCGCCAAACCCAACCGCAAGCAAGAGAAAAAAAAAGUUCACGCUGCUUUUUCUCCCCCCUCCCAGUCACACGAAAAUACACAAGGACGAUCGCGAAACGAAACUAGAACCUGACACCUGAGGAGGACAUUUUCCGAACCCAUUCAAUCGAAAACAAGCCUCUUGAUUCUCAGGGGCGCUCCUUGCAUCCCCCCCGCCCGUGCGACCGACCGACACGAUCGAUCUCUUCAGCAUUGAUUGUCACUACUUUGAUGUCAACAGCCGUCGCCAACCAGCCACAGUCAAACCAAACCCGACUUUUUUCCAAUAUCGUCGACCUAGCCGCCCGAUUAACUGGCACAUCGACAUUUGCCCUUUCUUUUUUCGCACUCGACACCACAGCAUAGUCGCCAGUACCGAUUCCAUCUGGCCUAUAUUCUCUGUUUCAACCCGUCACAAAGUGACAACCGCGACGCAAACGAACACCAAGACAUAGUGGUUUUGUCUUCUCCCUCCGUCGCCGGGCCACUGACCGUCACAUACCAGAGGUCGAUCAGCGGUCGCGGAGGCUUCAGCCCAGCAACCUGACCGGUCGCUUCGGGUUCACCAAAGCCGCGCCUCCGUCAAAAUGUCCGUCAUGCUGCAAACUCCAUCCAGAGCCUCGUCAGCCUCCUCAUCAUCCUUCCAGCCUAUAUCUCGCCAGAACACCAUGUCUUCCUACGAUGGAUCGCGGUCAACCCGCCAGUCCAAGCGGUAUUCCAUGUCGGCAUUGUACAUGUCAAUGUCUGCAAACGAGACCGACUUGGAAAUAGAAGAUGAUCUUGCCAAAGCGCAAAAAGUACUUCGCGACCUCAAGUCCAAGAUCUCGUCACAAUCCAAAAAGAAUUUCGUCCUAGAAAAGGAUGUCCGGUAUCUCGACGGCCGGAUUGCCCUCCUGAUCCAAAAUCGCAUGGCAUUGGAAGAGCAACACGAGACCGCAAGCUAUUUGGAAGAUGCCGCCGAUUUACAAGAAGGAGCUUUCCCCAACGACGACAGGACACAAAAGUACGGCAACUUGAUGUUCUUACUGCAGUCCGAGCCGAGGCACAUUGCCCACCUCUGCCGACUGGUCUCGAUGCAAGAGAUCGACUCGCUGCUUCAGACAGUCAUGUUCACCAUUUACGGUAACCAAUACGAGAGCCGUGAAGAGCACCUUCUUCUUACCAUGUUCCAGUCCGUUUUGACCUACAACUUCGAAAACACGCCGGAGUACUCGUCCCUCCUCCGCGCAAACACCCCAGUGUCGCGAAUGAUGACGACAUACACGCGGCGAGGCCCUGGUCAGAGCUUCCUCAAGUCCGUACUUGCCGAUAAGAUCAACAGUCUGAUCGAGCUCAGGGACCUCGACCUGGAGAUCAACCCGUUGAAGGUUUACGAGCGGAUGAUUGAACAGAUCGAAGAGGAUACAGGCAGCGUGCCCCCGUCACUACCUCGGGGAGUCACGGCCGAACAGGCUGCUGCAAACCCACAGGUUCAAGAGAUCAUUGAACCCAGGUUAGCCAUGCUUACCGAUAUCGCCAACGGCUUCCUCAGCACGAUUAUAGACGGGUUGGAAGAGGCACCAUACGGUAUAAGGUGGAUCUGCAAGCAGAUCCGAAGCCUUACAAAGAGGAAGUACCCUGAUGCUAAUGACCAGGUUAUAUGUACCCUCAUUGGCGGUUUCUUUUUCCUCCGCUUCAUCAACCCGGCUAUCGUAACGCCAAAGUCCUACAUGCUCAUCGAUGGACAGCCUGCCGACAAGCCACGAAGGACAUUGACACUCAUAGCAAAGAUGCUACAGAACCUCGCGAACAAGCCAUCGUAUGCCAAAGAGCCAUACAUGGCUGGACUUCAGCCCUUUGUACAGAUGAACAAGAGCAGGGUCAACAAGUUCAUGCUUGAUCUUUGCGAGGUUGGAGACUUUUACGAGAGCCUGGAGAUGGACAACUACGUGGCGUUGUCAAAGAAGGACCUCGAACUAUCCAUCACGCUCAACGAGAUUUACGCUAUGCACGGCCUGCUGGAGAAGCAUGCACAUGAGCUUUGCAGGGACGAGAACUCGCAUCUCGCCCUGCUCAUGGGAGAACUCGGCCAAGCGCCGCAGCAAGUUCCCCGCAAAGAAAACAGAGUCAUGAAUCUGCCUCUGUACAGCCGCUGGGAGACGGCUAUCGACAACCUGACAGCCGCUUUGGAUAUCACGCAAGAAGAGGUCUUUUUCAUGGAGGCGAAAUCUAUCUUUGUCCAGAUUAUGCGCUCCAUACCUCAAAAUACGGCCGUGGCGCGUCGCCCACUAAGGCUGGAGAGGAUCGCAGACGCGGCUGCCACAUCCAAGAAUGAUGCGGUCAUGGUCCGCAAGGGAAUCAGGGCCAUGGAGUUGCUCAGCCAGUUACAAGAACUGAAGGUGACCGAUAAGUCGGAUGGUUUCGGUUUGUUGCGCGACGAAAUCGAGCAGGAGCUGCAACAUCUGGGCUCGCUCAAGGAGGGUGUCAUCGCCGAGACACAGAAGCUAGAGGAGGUGUACAAGACGAUUCGCGAUCACAAUGCGUACCUCGUGGGUCAGCUGGAGACGUAUAAGAGCUAUCUGCACAAUGUGCGCAGCCAAAGCGAGGGCACGCGCCGCAAGGCCCAGAAGCAGCAGGUGCUGGGCCCAUACAAGUUUACCCACCAGCAGCUAGAGAAGGAGGGCGUCAUUCAAAAGAGUAAUGUUCCGGAUAACAGGCGGGCAAACAUCUAUUUCAACUUUACAAGCCCUCUACCCGGAACAUUUGUCAUUUCGCUACACUAUAAGGGACGCACACGAGGACUCCUCGAGCUGGAUCUGAAGCUGGACGAUCUGCUCGAAAUGCAGAAAGACGGCCAGGACGAUCUGGAUUUGGAGUACGUUCAGUUCAACGUCACCAAGGUCCUCGCACUGCUGAACAAGCGGUUCGCGCGGAAGAAGGGCUGGUAGAAACAGCAACCUUUACCACCAUUAUCAACCUACAUCCACACCGAAUCUAUACCAUCGUGUUCCUCAAAAACUGGCUUGACGGGAAGGACGGACGAUUUUACGAGUAUUCCCGAAUUUGAACGGCCAGCAACUCGCCAUGAUGCACCGAGCUUCUCACACUUCUGUAGAAUGUGUGGACUUCUACCUUUUUCCUAUGGAGUUCGGGGACCAUGAUACCACUUCUUCUUUAUUUCUUUACCUGCUCUCUAUCUCUAUUUUUGUCCCUUACUAGCGGACAACUAACUCUGUAUACGACCUGCCCAGCGAUGAGGCUUUAUAUUCUGCUCAUUUGUUGGGGUUUAUAUCCUCCUUUUUUUGGGUGCCUCCCAGGUUACCUAUAUGGCUCAGCAAUUGCUUCGAUUGACGUUUUUCUCAAUAUUUUUUAUGUUACUUUUUUUUUCUUUCGUUUCUUUGUUUGAACGACGAAAAGCGCCAUAUCAGCUAUAAUGCCACCAGGCCGAUGAGGCCUACGAAAUCUAGUGCGACAUGCCUUCAACACUCUUCAGGAAAUUCAGGUUGCGUGGAAUAGUUCUCAUCGCAAAGUCCACUCCGGGUACCAAACAUAGUUGGUGUCAUAGCCAAUGCUUGGAAAGGCAGCGUCACGGGUUUAAGGGUGACAAGUGUGAGGAUCUAGUGUUCUCAUCAUGACACCAGCCGAACCUCUGGCACAAUACGAUGUUCCCGGCGUGCAAGACCAACUUGCUUGACACAGAUGCGAUUAACCGGAACCAGUAGAGCCUGCAAGGAGUGAUAAGGAGCGGAGUCUGGACAUUUUCAUUGCCCGUAUUCGGGCAUGACCGGUACAUAUAUAUAUUUUUUGUUGUGGUGGGACAAGCAAGACCAGUUGAUUUUAAUGAACAGACCCGCGUUCAGCGAGAAGUCUGAGGUCGUAAAAACAAGAGGGGGUUGGGCGGCAGGCGAGCUUUUUCUUGGGUUGUGCUUGAAUGGAAGGGAGAUUGGGGCGGCUUUCACAUAUCAGUAUUAUAUUCCUCGGCUGGUCCGGUGUCAGUGAUCGAGCUUUUGUCUUACUACAUCCAAACUAUUUUUUCCCCCUGACUUGAUAUCAUCCCUCCUGCACUGUA